CGCGCUGGCGUUAACACUGAGUUACGUAGGUGCAUGACACACGUGCGCGUACAUACACACGCACAAAUCUCUAUAUCCCAGCGGUUUACAUCGGUGGUGAAUGAGGGCUGAACCAUGAGUCGGUGGCCGGGCGAGACUGAUUUAACAUACCCGGAAGUAUUCAGCUGUAUCCCAGCUCAUGCCAAGUAUGGGGGUAAACCUGGACAGCUCUCAGAUGCUCAGACAGCUCAGUAUUACAAAGAGGGUUUUCUAGUUGUCAAGGAAUUCUUCAGGAAAGAGGAAUUGGAUCCAGCUAGAGAAGCUAUUAACCAACUUGUCGAUGAAUUGGCCCAGAAGCUAUUCGAAGCAGGAAAAAUCAAAGACCUGUAUGAGAGUGAGGGAUAUUUUACUCGCCUGAUUAAAAUCGAAGAGGACUUCCCUGGGGCGAAUAUAAUACUUCACAAAACCGAAAAACUUCCACAGGCAUUUAGAAAUUUGUGGUCCAAUGAGAGAUUGUUGAACGUGGUCGAACAGUUUGUUGGACCCGACAUUGGAGGACACCCCGUGUGGAAUUUGAGGACAAAAACUCCCAAUAAUGAAGCCACCACCGUGCCCUGGCAUCAAGAUUCAGCAUACAUGGCCAAAGACUCGUAUGGCAAACACAUUUUAACGGCCUGGAUACCGUUGGUUGACGCAAACGAAGUGAACGGCUGUAUGCAGAUGCUGAGAGCAGGACACAAACUUGGGAAAGUCGCGCGACACCAGUGUUGCGUAGGGCCUACGUGGUACGUUGAAACGACAAAGGAAGAGAUGGAACGCAGUCUAGGUGUAAAUGUUGAGGAAGAUAUUGUCACAUGUCCAAUUCCAUAUGGAGGAAUGUUGUUGUUUAACAACAUUACGCCUCACAGAAGUCUUCAGAAUUCCUCAAAUGGUGUACGCUGGAGCAUGGACUUGCGCUGGUAUAAUCCUUAUCAGGGCGAAGGCUUCUGGGGCCUUAAGAAAGGCGUAGUCAUGCGCCUGAAGGACAAGCCUGGCCUCAAGAUAGACUGGGAACCUUUUGAGGCCGAGAACAGGAACGCUCUGCAGGCAACGACUAUCAGUUCCGAAAAGCUUGAUGAAUUCGACACAACAGUACCUGGCCCAUGGAUGAAACAGUGGGAGAUAGUCAAUCACAACAGGCACACCGCAGCCAUGAUGAUGGAACAGUCGGCGGUAUGAUGAGAAACCCACUUCAAAAGCCAAGGAACGGCGCAAUGUAUCCUAUGUAGGAGAGCACAGUCAAUGUGCAUCAUGUAAGGGGUGAUCAUUUUCUUGCAGCAGUGGAUGAGUACAAGCAACAAUCCUAGGAGCUUUUGACAUACAUUUUGGUAAUAAAUCCCCAAUUUAUGCAAACAAACAUAUAUUUGGAAAGCGCGGUGUGAAAACUGCAUCACGUUAUCACAAGCUAGUCACAAGUCUAGCUUGGAAAGACGACUUGAUUGUUUUACCAUAAUAAAAAGAAAUUGCAUGAAAUUAAAAGGUGUUC
Liolophura sinensis is the source of this 1504-nucleotide messenger RNA. RefSeq lists its product as uncharacterized. The record is from RefSeq and is a predicted model, not a curated record. The coding region runs from base 115 to 1197 and encodes 360 amino acids. The transcript is spliced from 9 exons. NCBI's taxonomy places the organism in Eukaryota, Metazoa, Mollusca, Polyplacophora, Chitonida, Chitonidae.